AUGGUUUUGUCAGCGCAAAGCCAAGGAGGAUUGAAACCUGGGUUCUAUUCUUCUUCAUGUCCAAAGGCUGAGGUGGCCGUCAGGUCUACUGUUCAAUCACACUUCAACAAAGAUCCCACCAUAGCUCCUGCUUUACUAAGGCUUCAUUUCCAUGAAUGUUUCGUGCAGGGUUGUGAUGGAUCAGUGUUGAUUACGGCAUCUUCGGCUGAGAAAAAUGUCUUGCCGAAUAUCGGAUUAAGAGGCUUUGAAGUCAUCGAUAAUGCAAAAAUGCAACUUGAAGCUUUGUGUCUUGGCGUGGUAUCAUGUGCUGAUAUAUUAGCACUUGCUGCUCGUGACGCCGUUGACUUGAUAUUCUCAACUCACUUUGUUGAUUAUUUUUCUAACAAUGAUAGACACGCUAACUUUUAA
Mangifera indica (mango) is the source of this 408-nucleotide messenger RNA. Its product is annotated as peroxidase 25-like. Gene Ontology annotation, molecular function: heme binding; peroxidase activity. NCBI's taxonomy places the organism in Eukaryota, Viridiplantae, Streptophyta, Magnoliopsida, Sapindales, Anacardiaceae. The coding region runs from base 1 to 408 and encodes 135 amino acids. The transcript is spliced from 2 exons. Gene Ontology annotation, cellular component: plant-type cell wall; plasmodesma. The record is from RefSeq and is a predicted model, not a curated record. Gene Ontology annotation, biological process: response to oxidative stress.